CAGUCUGAGCUCCUCAGGUUAGAUAACUCUGUGGUGACCGACCAUGUACAAGCUGGGGUUGUUGUUACUUGUAGUCGUGGGCUAUGUAUCUGCUUCAGCUACAAGCUGUGGCCCCAACACCCUGGACAAAUUUGUUUCCAUUCUCUGUGGCAACUACAGUAAUUUAGGGGACAUCAAGAAGGAUGUUAGAAACAGAUCACAUGACCAUAUUCAGAUAGAAUUUGUGCCAGUUAACAUUCCAGCAUUGUACCCAGCCUCUUCACUGUACCACACAUUCAGACGUAAUGGCGUCAUCAUCAGGCAACACAUCUGGGUCUGUAGUCUCAACACAUUCAGCUAUGUGGUGUGUCAGCCAUACAACAUCACAGUGCCAGUGUUGGAUCAGGAUGGCGAGAUCGACUACAAUGCGGUGUCUGACCUCGACUACACUGUGUUAGAUACCAACAUGGCUUGUACCAUUACAUGGAGGACGGUGGAGUUCAACUUAUUCUUCGGCUUCAUGCCAGACUGCACCAAUUAUUACGGAGGGCCAAUCGCUUCCUAUGGAGUCCACCUUAGCUGUAACGCCUUAUCAUCCGUGACGUAUCUGGACCUGUUCCCAGAAAAAUCUAACAACGCUCCCUACAUUGUGUGGAAAAUUGACAGCUGUCCUUCAAUGAACAACAACACCUCAGAGGACGACUAUAAUAAGCUGUGCAGCUGUUGAGAUCUAGACAAGUUAACACAAAUAUUUGAGGCUACAUGACACGGAAUAUUUGCUACAUGUUAUUGUUAUCUAGUGUGAAAUUAAAAACAUGGCGUUUGCACAAAAUUUUGUAUUCAAU
Physella acuta is the source of this 824-nucleotide messenger RNA. RefSeq lists its product as uncharacterized. The record is from RefSeq and is a predicted model, not a curated record. Lineage: Eukaryota; Metazoa; Mollusca; Gastropoda; Physidae.